GAAUGAGGCAUUUUUUCAACCCUUUUUUUUUUUAUUUCUGGUUGCUUCCCUCUCUUCUCCCUCUUUCUAUUUCUCUUUCCCCGUUUAUUUUCAGCGUUUUGUAUUUGACAAAAACGGCAUGACGUCUCUUUUUUUCUCUUCCCAAUUUGUGAGCUGUUAAACAGAACCGAUCUCUCUGUUUCUAUACUCUGUCUUUUUUGGUCUCUCUCUGUUUUUCUUUUCUCCUACCCUCGUGUCCGAUGAAGGAGAAGGAGAAGUAAAAGAGACAAAGCUAAAAGACCUGUUUGGCUUGUGCAAUGCUAGAAAACUUGAGGAAUAAUCUCCAAGCUUCAUGACAAUCCAAACCAAACACGCCCCAAUCUGAUUUCUAGGCGAGGAGAAUAUUUUUUAGGGUUUAUAUAGUUAAAAGGAGAUGGCGACACUAGCAGAUAUUGGAGUAGCAGCAACGAUCAACAUUCUAAGUGCUUUGAUAUUCCUUUUGCUAUUUGCAAUAUUGAGGAUCCAACCAUUCAAUGAUAGGGUUUAUUUCCCUAAAUGGUACUUAAAAGGUCUUAGAAGCAACCCGUUGAAUUCGGGUGUUUUUGUGAGCAAGAUUGUGAAUUUCGAUUUUCGUUCAUACAUACGGUUCUUGAAUUGGAUUCCCGCCGCGCUAAAGAUGCCGGAGCCUGAACUUAUCGAUCAUGCUGGUUUGGAUUCUGCUGUCUACUUGAGGAUUUACUUGAUUGGACUAAAGAUCUUUGUCCCGAUCGCAUUACUUUCAUGGUCAAUUUUGGUACCUGUAAAUUGGACAAGUGAUGGAUUGCAGCUAGCAAAACUUCGUAAUGUAACAUCGAGCAACAUCGAUAAGCUUUCGAUAUCAAAUGUCGAACGUGGAUCAGACAGGUUUUGGGCGCAUCUAGUGAUGGAGUACGCAUUCACAUUCUGGACUCUCUAUGUUCUAAUGAAGGAAUAUGAGAAAAUAGCUUCAAUGCGGUUAGCAUUUCUCCAAUCGGAAAAGCGUCGUGCUGAUCAAUUCACCGUUUUGGUUAGGAACAUACCACCGGAUCCGGACGAGUCAAUUAGCGAAAACGUGGAGCAUUUCUUUAUGGUUAACCAUCCGGAUCAUUAUCUUACGAAUCAGGCGGUUUAUAAUGCAAAUGAAUUGGCUGAAUUAGUAGCUGAGAAGAAGAAAAUGCAGAAUUGGUUUGAUUACUACCAAUUGAAGUAUACAAGAAACAAGGAACAAAGGCCACGGAUGGGAUUUCUUGGACUAUGGGGAAAGAAAGUAGAUGCAAUGGAUCAUUACACGGAUGAGAUCGAGAAACUUAGCAAGCAAAUAAUGGAAGAAAGGAAGAGAGUAAAGAAAGAUGAGAAAGGUGUAAUGCCAGCAUCGUUUGUCUCUUUUAAAACGCGUUGGGGCGCUGCGGUUUGCGCACAGACUCAGCAGACGAAGAAUCCAACCGAGUGGCUAACCGAAUGGGCUCCAGAGGCAAGAGAAGUCUACUGGCCAAACCUAGCGAUCCCUUACGUAUCCCUCACUGUUAGGAGACUUGUAAUGCACGUCGCCUUCUUCUUCCUCACUUUCUUCUUCAUCAUCCCAAUCGCAUUUGUUCAAUCCCUAGCGAGUAUUGAAGGUAUCCGAAAAUCCGCUCCGUUCCUCAAUCCCAUCAUCGAAAGGAAGUUUAUUAAAUCGGUGAUCCAAGGGUUUCUUCCCGGUAUUGUCUUGAAGCUCUUCUUGAUAUUCUUGCCAACAAUCUUGAUGAUCAUGUCGAAAUUCGAAGGGUUUGUUUCUAUAUCAUCGUUAGAGAGAAGAGCAGCUUUCCGAUAUUAUCUAUUCAACCUCGUGAAUGUUUUCCUCGGUAGCAUAAUCACCGGAUCCGCAUUUGAACAGCUUGAUUCAUUCCUCAAACAAUCCGCUGAUCAGAUUCCACGUACCGUUGGAGUAGCGAUACCGAUAAAAGCAACGUUCUUCAUAACGUAUAUAAUGGUUGACGGUUGGGCUGGUGUGGCGGGAGAGAUUCUUAGGCUGAAACCGUUUGUCAUCUUCCAUUUGAAGAACUUCUUCUUUGUGAAAACAGAAAAGGAUAUAGAAGAAGCUAUGGAUCCGGGACAGAUCGAGUUCUAUGCAACCGAGCCUCGGAUUCAACUCUACUUCCUCCUCGGCCUUGUAUAUGCUCCGGUCACACCUGUUCUACUUCCUUUCAUCAUCUUCUUCUUUGGUUUCGCCUACCUUAUCUUCCGUCAUCAGAUCAUAAAUGUGUACAAUCAAGAAUAUGAGAGCGCGGCUGCGUUCUGGCCAGACGUUCAUGGACGUAUAAUAUCGGCAUUGAUCAUCUCGCAGAUCCUUUUGAUUGGAUUGAUGAGCACGAAAGGAAAAGCUCAGUCCACGCCUUUCCUCGUCGUUCUACCGAUUAUAACCAUCGGUUUUCACCGGUUCUGCAAAGGCCGGUACGAAUCGGCAUUCGUCAUUAACCCUUUGCAGGAAGCUAUGAUUAAGGAUACAUUGGAACGAGCAAAAGAACCGAACUUGAAUUUGAAAGGGUUUCUUCAAAAUGCAUAUAUUCAUCCGAUUUUUAAAGACGAAGAAUAUGAAGAUGAGCAGUCUGAGGAACUAAUGGAGGAUUCGGACGAUGAAAAUUGUGUAGUUGUACAGACCAAACGUCGGACCCGGAGAACCACCGUAACGAGCAGCAAUGCGAGUAGUAGCUCGUCACCAUCUCUGCCUUUCAGUCGACUUGAGACGGGUAAUGGGAAACCGGAACCUUGAUGGUCAAUGAGUAAAUCACUAAACCGGUUUGGUUUGUAUUCGGUAUAGAAGAAACGAUACUAUUGCAUAGAGACGUGUUGUGGACGUACGGUUUUGUAUAUUUGUAUAUUUGUAUUCUUGUCAUUGUUUUGUUUGAGUUUGUUGUCGUUAUUCAAAAUUUCCAAAACAUGAUUGUAUACUUUUGUCUUUUUCAGUCCAAAUAGUUUUGCAAAAAAUC
This is a messenger RNA of Thlaspi arvense, 2963 nucleotides long. The record is from the annotation of a GenBank genome assembly. NCBI's taxonomy places the organism in Eukaryota, Viridiplantae, Streptophyta, Magnoliopsida, Brassicales, Brassicaceae.